Messenger RNA from Trichechus manatus latirostris (Florida manatee), 786 nucleotides. RefSeq names its product MKI67 FHA domain-interacting nucleolar phosphoprotein-like. The record is from RefSeq and is a predicted model, not a curated record. Gene Ontology annotation, molecular function: RNA binding. Gene Ontology annotation, cellular component: nucleolus. NCBI's taxonomy places the organism in Eukaryota, Metazoa, Chordata, Mammalia, Sirenia, Trichechidae. Gene Ontology annotation, biological process: maturation of LSU-rRNA from tricistronic rRNA transcript (SSU-rRNA, 5.8S rRNA, LSU-rRNA).
AUGUACGGCCGUGUGGGCCACAGUGAGGAGUGUGGAUUUUAUUCUGAAGCAAGUGGGAAGCCACUGAAGGUUUUAAUCAGGCAAGAAAAACUUACUCCUGGAGUAGUCUAUGUGGGCCACAUAGCUCGAGGCCUUUUUGAACCCCAACUCAAGGCAUAUUUCUCCCAGUUUGGCACUGUUACGAGACUCAAAUUGUCCAGAAGUAAAAAGACUGGAAAUAGCAAAGCUGCCUUUGUAGAGUUUGAGUCCAAUGAUGUUGCCAAGAUAGUUGCUGAAACAAUGAACAACCACCUUUCUGGUGAAAGACUCUUGAAGUGUGAUUUUAUGCCACCUGAAAAGGUACAUGAAGAACUUUUCAAAGACUGGGUUGUUCCAUUCUCAAAGCCAUCGCUUCCAGCAGUAAAACGGUACGAUAAGAAACGGACACUGCCAGAAAAGCUGCGGAUGGAGAAGCGAUUUAAAAACAAAGAAAAAUUACUUAGGAAGAAGUUAGCUAAAAAAAGAAUAGUUUAUAAUUUUCCAUCAUUGAUUUUACCAAAAAAGAAAAAGGGAAAAGUUUCAAAAGCACAUCUUCAGAACUCUACAAAUAGCCAGGGCUCCACACCAGUUUGUACACCAACAUUUUUGGAGAAGAGAAAGUCUGAAGUGGCUAAAAUGAAUGAUGAUGAUGAAGAUAAUGAAAUCACUUUCAAACAGCCUGUAGUUGGUGUAAAAGAAGAAAUACAACAGACUCAAACACCUACACGUUCAGGGAAAAAAAGAAGAAGAAGAAAAAGCAAACAGUGA